CAUUCUCCAUCCCGUCAGGAUUUUGAACAACCAUGCACAUAUGCCAGGCAUGUUUAUAAAGCCUCCAGGUGGAAGAUUCAAACUGCUUGGUUAGCCAUGUGGAUUCUGGCUCCCUUAACCACUAGACAGGUCCCUUUUCAAAGAAUGGACUUGUUAUUCAGCUAAGCAACAACCUUACUUAUUUUGGUCCCACUUUGAUUCUUAGCUCUAAGCAAUUAGCUCUGUGCAUGGCUAAUAGUAACUCAAAACCAUCAAGAUACUUCUAUUGAGAAAUCGAAACAACUUUUAGAACAGCAGCCCGCCCCGCCAUCAGAGCCAUGGGCGCCAUGAACCACGCUUCCCAAACCUCCUUCACUCGCGCCAGCGCCGGCUCUCCCCCGAACUAUGAGAUGCUCAGGGAAGAGCACGAGGUGUCUGUGCUGGGGGUGCCCCCGCCCGCGGUUCCAGUGACGUCCACCGUGAUCAACAUCCGCAGCGAGACCUCGGUGCCCGACCACGUGGUCUGGUCCCUGUUCAACACGGUCUUCAUGAACUACUGCUGCCUGGGCUUCAUCGCGUUCGCCUACUCCGUGAAGUCUAGGGACAGGAAGAUGGUGGGCGACGUGAUUGGGGCCCAGAACUACGCCUCGACCGCCAAGUGCCUGAACAUCUUUGCCCUGGUCAUCGACAUUAUUCUGACCCUCAUGUUCAUCAUCCUUUGCAUCGCGGCUCCAGUAAUAAUUGCAGAUAUGAUUCAGCUGAUGAAAGAGUCUUUCCAACGCUCAUAGUCAAUGACCAUGGCCUACAGCCUUGUCCACCCCCACU
This is a messenger RNA of Tupaia belangeri chinensis (Chinese tree shrew), 804 nucleotides long. Its product is annotated as interferon-induced transmembrane protein 3. The coding region runs from base 318 to 767 and encodes 149 amino acids. Lineage: Eukaryota; Metazoa; Chordata; Mammalia; Scandentia; Tupaiidae. Gene Ontology annotation, biological process: response to interferon-beta; host-mediated suppression of symbiont invasion; response to interferon-alpha. The transcript has a single exon. Gene Ontology annotation, cellular component: plasma membrane. The record is from RefSeq and is a predicted model, not a curated record.